GAUUAUUUUUAUUAUUAAUUUUUAAAAUAUUGGUGUCUAUUUUUAGGCACCUAUUAUACUAACAAAUUCCUGAUAAGAGUUUAGUAGGAACUUAAUAUAUUUUUUUUCAUAAAAGAUUCGAAAUAUGGAAGACGCUGUUCGUAUUGCGCCGGAAAUUGAGGAUUUUCUUCAUGCCGUCCGCGCAAGGAAAGUAGAUCAAUCGGAGAACCUGUUAAAACAGAAUCCAUCCCUUCUGAACAGCGUGGAAGCAGGAGGCUACAGCGCGCUCCACUUUGCAGCCUUCAAUGGCGAUAUACCCAUGCUUAAAAUGCUUCUUGAACGCAAGCCAGUCAUCGAUAUGGAGAACUUUGAUGGUAAUCCACCGCUCGUUAUGGCAGUGAGGGGGCAACAGCUGGAAGCUAUUCGUUUCUUGGUGAAUGCAGGGGCUGAUGUGAAUAAGGAAAGUUCUUCAGGACGCACGGCGAUACACUACGCUGCGUCGAUGGGUUGCUUGAAAUCUCUUCAACUACUUAUUGAUCUGGGUUCUAAAAUUCUUUUCGAGUCGAAAGAGUCUGGAAGUCUCCUUCAUUGGGCAUGCCAUUCCGGCGAUAUUGAAUGUAUUGGCAGCAUGCUGUACGUGUACCACAUUCCUGUGAAUAUUACGGACAAACAUGGUGGGACACCACUCUUCACUGCAAUUUUUAUGAAGCAAUUUGCUUCGGUGGAAUUUCUUUUAGAACAUGGUGCUAACCCUAAUAUUGUUAUUCCUGCUGAUGGGACAACACCAUUGCAUAUCGCAGUGGAACACAGCAGCAUAGGAUAUAUUCGAUUACUUCUUGACUGCGGCGCGAAUCCCAUGGCAAAAAAUAAUGAUGAUGAGACGCCGAUUGAUUUUGCGAUUCGCGGCCAAAAAACAGAUUUCCUGAAGGAGUUGAAUAAGCCCCAUCUCCCUUUUGAAAAGCGUGCGGACGAGGCCGUUCGCUAUAAGAACCAUGGAAACAAAGUUUUUGCGCAGGGAGAAUAUGUUAAGGCUGCCAAGUUUUAUACCUUGGCCAUUCAUUUGGAUAAUAAAAACUCGACUUACUUCAGCAAUCGUGCCGUCUCCUACUUUAACCAAAAGGCCUAUGAAAGUGCUUACUGGGAUGCUUUAAGAUGUAUUCAGCUAAAUCCGUCUUGGCCGAGGGGCUAUGUACGCAAAGGCGCUACGGAGUUAAUAUUGAAAAAAUACGCGGAUGCUGUUGCCACGGCUAAUAUGGGUUUAAAUUUCGAUAAAGAUAAUGCGAAUCUUUUGAGUAUAAGGGAGGAAGCCUCUAAUCACUUGAAAAAGGCUUAAUUUAUUGUUUCACACUUAAUUUACAUUAGAGGUAAUGACGUUAACGAAU
Molecule: messenger RNA, 1361 nt
Organism: Phytomonas sp. Hart1
Lineage: Eukaryota; Euglenozoa; Kinetoplastea; Trypanosomatida; Trypanosomatidae
Source: the annotation of a GenBank genome assembly